GCGCUUAACGCGCUAGCUCCCGAUCAAUCUGGGUCAUGGCACACAAAACACGACCAUAAUUCGGCUGGCUUAAUCGGCGUCAGGUGUACAUUAUAGCAGCGGCGAUCAGAAUUGCCGAGGGACUCCGAACGCGAGAACUUGUUUGCUACACCAAAAGCUGCAGUUGUUGAACUGCUGCAUCCAGCGCUCGCAGGAGUCGUGCGGGGCUCCCGGCAACUCCUCUGAGGACGAGUUCUACGACUGUUCGGAGGGCGAGGGCACCGACUCCCAGCCACCGUGGGACCGACCAGUGGGCAGGCUCAAGCGCCUUGAAGACGCUACCCUCAAGAAUGGAGCGCCUCUCUAUAUUCCUCGCACUCAGGACCCGGCUCCGAAGACAGAAGAUCAGCUGGAGGAGGAUGCGGAGCUGAUGGUGCGGCUCGGCGAUGACGCGCGCGCCUCUGAGCUGCGCGCGCAUGAUGAGCGCCUCGCUGCUCUCAGACAUGGAGGCCUUCAAGGCGGCCAACCCCGGCGCGGAACUAUGCGACUUCGUGCACUGGUAUUCUCCUCGCGACUGGCGGCCAGACGGCGGCGGCGCGCUCGGAGAUCGCAUGUUACUACCCGGAAACCCCUGGGUGGAAGCAUGGGAAGUCGCGCGUCCUGUCCCCGCUGCACGUCAGCGGCGCCUCUUCGACGAGACUCGUGAGGCGGAGCAGGUUCUUCACUUUCUGCGCUCACGGACAGUCAGCGGCGUCGCGGAACUCCUUUUACCGGCAAUUUUGCGAGCGGGUGCCGUCAAAGCCCAAGCGGAAGGGGUCACCGCGGUGAGUACGGCAGUGGGUGGGGUUGACCAGAGGCGGUCUUUCGAGAUAGCCGCGCGGGAACUGUACGAUGCGGAGAGGGAAGCGUGUCGGUCUAUCUGUGUCCGCACCGUGCUCGGGGACAGCGAGGAGGACCGGCCGCUGGACGCGGCGGGCCGGAGCCGCGUCCUGGGCGCGGCGGGGGGCAGCCUGCCGGCGCCCGCGCGGCGCGAGUUCACUCUGCGCGUGCGCGACGACGUGGCGCCGCAGGUGCUGCGCGCCGCCCUCGCCACCGACAUGUUCAUCAUCGGCGCCUUCACGGAACGCAUAGUGUGCUUGUAGCGAAACAAAUAUUUAACCCCUUUAUGCCAUCAUGACUGCACUGUGCUAGCGAUCACGUUCAUAUUUAUGUUAAGGUUAUCAACCGUUACGCCUAAUGUUAAUUAAUUAAGCAUUUACCAGUAUGAACAUCGAUUCAUCGCUAUCACAGUUAUCUAGUUAGCGCAGCGCUUGUAAGAAAAAUGCAACUAAAUACCUACUUAAAUAUAUACUCUGUACUUUUAGGUAAGUACUUAAAAAAGGAAACAAAUCAUUUACACAUUUUCGAGUAGUUUGACCUUUGUCUGUUACCAAACCAAAUACAAGACGAAGCGGAUCUGUCACUGAGCGGCCUGUCUUUAAUCUACUUAUUUUGUCGUGUAAUAUUUUAAAUUAUCCUCAAGUGGCUUCAGAAGGAGCCCUUUGAGGGUAGAUUUUGUUUACAUUCAUUUAAAUACCUACCUAAAGGUAUAAGACUAUAGUUCAGUCUUCCUUGAUUACUGAUAGUGAUUUUAAUCGACGGUUCUAGAUCGUUAAUGUACCUAAGUAAGCCGAUUAAAAUUAUAACACAGAUCGCCUUACCGCCUGCUCAAUUUUGUAGAUUGGUUAAACAAUACUGAAUGUGUAAUCGUGCGCAAGCAGGAGUUACGUUACGCCGGUCUGUCUCGUAACACGUAAAUAAUCUUAAGCGUAUUGGUGCAAUUAUAGUUAAAUAGAUAAUGUUGAAUUGUUCAUAGAAUCUAUUAAUAUAUUUAUAAGAACUUUUUUGUGAUGUUUUAAAUGUUUGUUUAAAUUUUAUAGUAAUUAAAUUCAUGCUAUAGUUUGUGAAUGUUAAGCCUAUGUGAUAUGUUCCGGAACCGGAAGCUAAGCUGGCUUAUCAAACUCUACCGACUCUUCUUUUAUCAAUAAAUGUAUCUUAUCUUAUUUACUCUACGCCAUCAGUUUUUACGAUGGAUGCCUACCUACUUGCAACACCGAUUUUUUUCUCAUAUACCUCUCUCGUGAAUAUUUAGGUAUCUAUAAGCCUACCUACUUUGUUUCCACCAUAUGUUUAUUCCGUAAAACGUGACUAUGUAAAUUGAUAUCGAUAACAA
Leguminivora glycinivorella is the source of this 2191-nucleotide messenger RNA. It is a transcript of the gene Rab3GAP1, whose product is annotated as rab3 GTPase-activating protein catalytic subunit. Gene Ontology annotation, biological process: positive regulation of GTPase activity. The record is from RefSeq and is a predicted model, not a curated record. The transcript has 3 exons. Lineage: Eukaryota; Metazoa; Arthropoda; Insecta; Lepidoptera; Tortricidae. Bases 426 to 1121 code for a protein of 231 amino acids. Gene Ontology annotation, molecular function: GTPase activator activity.